GGGAGACAAAGAAAUAAAGGAAAAGGGACCCCCCAUAUGAUUUUGAGUGAUAUGUUCAAAAUGGCUUCCUUCACUCAUUUUCCUACCAUAACUCCGACCCAAGGCAUCCAAGGAAGAGAGAGGAGGUCUGAAACUUUCCAUUUCCAUAGCCAUAAUCAAGCUCAAGCCAUAAGGAGGUCCAAGGAAGAAGAAAGAGUUAGAAAAGAAGAGAAAAACCUUGAUUAAUUAAGGAUUUUACAAAAAUAUUCUAGACUUCUCAAGGAAUCUAGGAGUGGCCGGAAAAGUCGCCGGAUCCGCCGGAGUUUUUGCCGGAAAAUUCAAAAGUCGCCGGAGUUCAAACAAAGAAGAUAAAAGCUUGCUAGCGUCAUUUCAAGUUUGCCAUGAAGGACUUGGACGAUAUUCACUUUUUCUCGGGCCUUGUACAAGCCAGUUCGUACACCACUACCGUCGCGUACUACUCUUUCUCUCACAGAUGGUGAACUUCUUUUUCUGAUACUACUGAGUAUCGCCGUAUGGUAGGUGCAUUGUGAUAUUUGAUUUUAACUAGACUUGAUAUAAUUAUGCUGUACAUUUGGUUUCUCAGUUCAUGCAUGCACCACGUACUACUCAUCUUUGGCUGUGAAGCGGAUUUACAUAUAUUUGCAGGGUACUACAGAUUAUGGCUUGUGGCUUCAAGCUAACCGUGACAUCUCUCUUCUUGUGGCCUACUUUGAUGCUGAUUGGGCAGGUUGUCCGGACAACAGUCGUUCCACCACUGGUUAUGCCAUUUUUCUGGUCCCAAUCUUAUUUCCUGCCUUCCUGGCGCUCCAAGAAGCAACCUACUAUUUCUAAAUCUUACACGGAAGCUGAGUAUCGUGCCAUAGCCUACACCAUUCAGGAUAAUAUUUUCAUCCGCUCACUUAUUUCUGAGAUGGGUAUUCAGCUUUCCACACCGGUUCAGCUCCACUAUGAUAAUGUGUCUGCUUCUUAAUUAGCUAUGAAUCCCAUUCAGCAUGAUCACAGUAAGCACAUCAAGAUUGAUUAUCAUUUUGUCAGAGAAAGAGUUGCUCAUGGAGCUCUGGUGGUCAAAUAUGUUCCGACGCGGUUAUAGUUAGCUGAUAUUUUGCUAAAAGCUUAUCUAGUCAAGGUUUUGAAUUUUUACGUUCCAAUCUGCGCGUUGUUUCCCCUGCACAGAUUGAGGGGGUGUAAUAAUCUAUAGUAUUGAGACAUAUUUGUAAUUUUCCUAUUUAUUUGUUUAAUAUAUAUAGACCACCAGGACACCCUAAUAGGGGGGGGGGGGCAUUAU
Messenger RNA from Cuscuta epithymum, 1285 nucleotides. NCBI's taxonomy places the organism in Eukaryota, Viridiplantae, Streptophyta, Magnoliopsida, Solanales, Convolvulaceae. The record is from the annotation of a GenBank genome assembly.